Messenger RNA from Meloidogyne enterolobii, 423 nucleotides. NCBI's taxonomy places the organism in Eukaryota, Metazoa, Nematoda, Chromadorea, Rhabditida, Meloidogynidae. The record is from the annotation of a GenBank genome assembly.
AUGUUCCAGCAACUUAUUUGGUUAGAAGACGGCAUUCUGUUGUGCCGGAAGCCGUUAUUUGGGAAAAUCAUGGGGAGGCUAAAAGUGAAGCAGAAUGGCUCGUCAGCCUCAACUGGAGCAGUACCUUCCACAGUACAGCAACAAAAAGUUGAUGCUGGUGUUAAUAUAGAUUACAAAAUUGAACAGGCUAUGGAUUUGGUAAAAACUCAUUUAAUUUAUGCUGUUCGUGAUGAAAUUGAAUUACUUAAAUCUAGAAUUGUUGAAUUAGAAUCUAAUGUUUUCCAUCUAGAAUCAGAAAAUGCAAAAUUACGUGAACAUAUACCUAAAGAAGUUUUAGCAAAUAUUUGUUUUGAUAAUCUACAACAACAAUUUAAUAAACAAAAAAUUUUAUUUUCAAUUAACAAUAUUGCCUCAAAUAAAUAA